Ordospora pajunii is the source of this 2115-nucleotide messenger RNA. RefSeq names its product putative heatshock protein. The transcript has a single exon. Bases 1 to 2115 code for a protein of 704 amino acids. NCBI's taxonomy places the organism in Eukaryota, Fungi, Microsporidia, Ordosporidae. Gene Ontology annotation, biological process: protein folding. Gene Ontology annotation, cellular component: nucleus; cytosol. Gene Ontology annotation, molecular function: ATP binding; ATP-dependent protein folding chaperone. The record is from RefSeq and is a predicted model, not a curated record.
AUGUUGAGUUUGAUUGUUUUUAUGCUUCAGUGGAAGCCGUUGUUUGCGAAGAUUUUUCUAGAUAUUUUGAAGCAUAAAAGUGGAAUGGAGAGGAAUGCCCUAAUGGAGUUUGUGGGGAUUGAUGUUGGGAACUACAAAACUUUGAUUGCCUCAUCGAGGGACAAUGGGAAGGUGUACAGCGACGAGCAGGGGAAGCGUGGGAUAAGGACGAUCAUGGAGUUGAGCAAGCCGAUUCGUAGGUUUGGAAAUGCAGUAACGAGCGAUGUGAAUGAGAUGAUUGAACGGAGAAGGCGAAGCUUCCGAGAUGAGCUGAAUGACAGCAAAGGAAGGGCAGACAUGGGGAUAUUUAUGAAGUAUCUUGACAGGAUAGUAAAUAGCAGUACUCCGACGCACCCGCCGAUAUGCAUGACGGUGCCGGUGUAUUUCAAGGAGAGGGAGAGGCGAAUUCUGAGCGGCAUAGCGAAUGCAGUUGAGUUUAAGCUUGAGGAGAUAGUUACUGAUGUGUCUGCGAUUGGAAUGUUUGCUUGUGUUAGGCGUGAGAAUAUGCCUGAGAGUUUUCUGGUGCUUGAUUUUGGAUAUUCGAAGACGACGGCAGGGAUGUUUAAGUUUGAAAAGAAUGUUCUUAAGCCGGUGUAUAUGAAUGUAGUGAAGACGGGAUCGAUGCAGUUUGAUGAGAAACUGAUUGAGAUGGUGAUAAGGAAGAAUGCGCUCGAAAGGAAUGCACUGACAAGGGAGAAGGUAAGAAGGAAUCUUGACAAAAUCAAGACGACAUUGAACUCAACAGAAAGCUGCAGCCUACAUAUGUUUAUUACAGACAAUGCGAUUAAUGUGGUAGUUACGCAGGAAGAGUACAGACAAGCGAUGAAUGAGGAAGCGAAUGAGCUCAAGAAAUUUGUUACAAAGGUGAUUGAGGAUACGAUGCAUGAAGGAGUAGUGGAGGUGACGGGAGGAAAUGCAAACUCGUUUGUGAUUAAGGAGAUGCUUGAUGGAUUGGUGGAGUAUAAGGCCACAUUGGAUGUGUCAGAGUCUUCGGCAAUAGGAUCAGCGCUUGGGAUGGCAUGCAGGUCGCUGAGGACAAAAUUUUCGUUGAACGAGAUAGUUGGAAGGGAGAUAUGUGUGAAGAUGCAGGGUGAAGAUGUGAAGCCAACGGUGGUGUUUAAAGCAGACGAAGUUAUUGGAGGGAACGCGAAGAUGGUUACUUACUACAGAAAGGGACGAUUUGAUUUGGAAGUGAUUGAGGACGGAGAGGUGAUAUCUGUCCUGAGAGUAGAGAAGGGGGAUAGUGAAGAGGUAGAGGCGGUGAAUGUGUCUCUGGCGAUCAGCAAGCUUGGAACGGUGUGUGUGGCUGCAGUGAAUGUUACGAAGACAGGCAAUGGGGCUGAGGCAGUUGACUACAGGUAUGAGUGCUUUGCGCUUUCUGAUGAGGAGAUGAACGAAAUAAAGGCAUUGGAGGAGGAAUAUAGAGAUUGCGAGCUUGGGAGGGAGAAGGUUGGGGCAAUGAGAAAUGAGUUAGAAACGAUGGCUGUUGGCCUUGGGGAUGCUCUUUCGACAAGGUUCAGCAAUGUUUUCAAUGAGGAGGAGAUUAAUUGUGUUAAAGAGAUUACAAUGGAUUUGUUUGAUAUUCCACUUCCUGAUACGGUUAAGCAAGAGGAGAAGAUAAGGGAUGAUUUGCUAUCUAAGCUUGGGUUUGUGUCGGCAAAACUUAGUGAGUGCAAGCAGAAUGUGGUGAGUGCCCUUGAGAACGGAAGAGACAUGGUGAAUGAGUUUAAGAGCGAGAAUCCGAAGAUGUUUACGCCGAGCUUCUACAAGCUGCAAGGCCUUCUUUACAAAACCGAAGAAUGUUUGAAAACGUUUGAUCUGAAUGUUUUCAAUGCAGGCUGUUUUGAUGAGGGGAUUGCAGUAAAUAUUUUGAAGGACAUACACUUCUAUAUUGGCAAGGCCAAAGAGGAAGUUGCAGAGAAGAAAGCUGAUUUGAAGAAGAAUGAAGAGGAAUGCUGUGAAAAGGAGGAGUGUUGCGAGGGCAAUGAGUGCUGCAACGGGGGAAAUAAAGAUGACAUGAAAGACGAGGGAGCAGAUAACAAUGGUGACGAGUCUAAUCAUAACAAUGACGAUUAA